CGUGGACUGUGCACGCGUGUUUGUUCAGUAAUACUCGGGCCGGCAAAAGUUUCGAACUUUCGUAGAGUUUUUGUUUGGUUCUAUCGUGUUUUGUUAUGAGAAUUGAGGUUUAAGGAUUGUUAGUGUUUCGUCUGGGAUUUUUAGGAUGUGUUUUAUAAGAUGGUGAAUUUUCGAUAUGAGGGAGCCGCUGCCCGCCGAUCACUAAGUAAAUGGUGAGACAAGAGCUCUGAUGCCACCAUGAGCGGGAAACGUGGACCCUUCCGGAGUUUUGCUAUCAGCCUUAUACAAAUCAUCACGAUCAUAUGCCAAGUUUUAACAGAAGAGCCAAGGUUCGCGGAGCCGAUACCUAACGUGACGGUGGCGCUUGGCCGUGAUGCAAGUCUGCCAUGCGUCGUCGAACACCUUGGCACGUACAAAGUGGCCUGGAUUCAUAUAGACAGACAGAUGAUCCUGACGAUUCAUCGUCACGUGAUCACCCGACUCGCUCGGUUCAGUGUGUCGCACGACAAUGCCAUGACUUGGCUACUCCACGUUAGCCAAGUCCAGCAAGAAGAUCGCGGGUAUUACAUGUGUCAAGUGAAUACUAAUCCGAUGAUCAGCCAAGUUGGAUAUUUGCAAGUCGUAGUGCCACCGAAUAUACUGGACGAAGAAAGUACACAAUCAGCGGUAGCCGUCAGAGAGAAUCAAAAUAUUAGCCUAGUAUGCAAAGCUGAUGGUUUUCCGACACCAAAGAUAAUGUGGCGAAGAGAGGAUGGUCAGCCCAUAUCCGUGGACAAAAGGAAGAAAGUAACAGUAUAUGAAGGCGACACAUUAAGCUUACAACGGAUCAGUCGCACGGAAAUGGGAGCCUACCUCUGCAUCGCCACUAACGCGGUACCACCUUCCGUGUCCAAGAGGAUCAUUGUUGAUGUCGAAUUCUCACCAAUGAUUUGGGUACCAAACCAGCUGGUGGGUGCUCCAGCUGGAACCGACGUCACCGUGGACUGCCACACGGAAGCCCAUCCACGUGCCAUCUCCUACUGGGUGUACGACAAUGUCAUGGUACUCCCAACUAAGAAAUACGCUAUAAAUACUGAAGAAAACUCUUACAGAGCACAUAUGAAACUCACUGUGCGGAACCUUCAGACCGGCGAUUUCGGCAAUUACAGGUGCAUCUCGAAGAACUCGCUCGGAGAAACCGAAGGCUCCAUUCGACUUUAUGAAAUACCGAUGCCUUCAACGUCACCGAAAGCAACUGAGAUGAAAAGCAAUGCUAAUAAAGAAAUCACACCAGCUCAUAAACCGCGUGGCGUUGCAGCAACGCGUCGCAUGAACGCGAGCCGCGCGGUGCAGCGUGACGCGGUGACAGAGCGGCCGAGCGUGGUGCGCGCGCAGCUCGACCGCGCUCCGGACCGCGCGCACGUCUACCGCGCACCGCACCCGCACCACGCCUCAGGCUCAAGAAGUCUUCAGUGCUGGCGGCAAUCGUUCUUAGCCAUCGUAGUCUUGGUUCAUAUAGAUUUAUUGUCAGAUAUUUUUAUUUGUUUCUAAAUGAAAUACAAACUUUGUAGAUAUGUAUGUUAUAUCUUUCAUUAUAAUUUAAGUUGGCAAUACCAUAAUGUAUUUCUCAAACUUGAAUAUGAUAGUACCAUUGUAGUACGAUUCGUUUAACCGUUCUGAUAGUUGCCAUUUUUUUUUUGGAUUUAAUAAAUUAACAUAUCAUGCAAUACUAGCGUCAUAUCCUUCUUUGAUAUUGAGAGUGAGAAUUUUAUAUUUGUAUGGAGGUUUUUUAACCGCUAGCCGAAAUAAUAAUACGAUUAGCAUUUAAGGAAUGGAAACCUUUCUCGACUUGUACUUCCACAUAUCUUCCCUGCCAAUAUAUUUUGGAUUUCUAUUAAUUUUUACCAAAACAUUUUUGUACUCUUUAACCAAAUAAAAAUGUGAAUUAGAUUUAUAAUCAAGUGCUUUCUCGUCACUAAGACCGGCACAAUUAAUUUCAAUUGAAUCCAUACCAUCAUGGUUUAGUACUUUGGAUAGUUUAAAAUGUUAUUGUAAUAUUAUUCAUGAUUCGGGUUAACCUCUCCAUUCCCGUCUCCAAUUUACAUUUUAUACCCAAUGUACUGGCAUGCAUUACGUAUUUCGAUACCUAGAUUAGAUAAAUUUAUAUCGUAUUCAUUGUGGUGCCAUGCUUCGCGUGUUGUUGUAACAAUGUGCCAAAGAUAUUUAAUACCUAAUUUUAUUUCAGUAGAUUAAAAGUUUUAUUUGAAAAUACGUAAUUAUCGAAUUUUAAAUCGACAUCGGAUGUAUUAUUUUUUAAUAUUAUUGUGAUUAGUUGAAGACAAGUGCUCACAUUAACCUUUAAAGACUCGAAAAAUUAAUUAUUAUAGAUUCUAAUAUACUCAUUUAAUAACAACAACUAUGUGAAGAUUCAAUAUACAUUUUUUUUAUGUGGACGCUUGUCUUUAGUAUAAACUUCGGCUUGCCCCUCACGCUUAAAUAAUUGUAAAUAAUAAUUUAAUUGAUCACUGCACAUAAGGAUACAUUUUAAUGUUUAAAUAAUGAUAAAAAAUAAAUUGUUAACCUAAAAUAGAUUAUGUACCUAUGAAUGUAUAAAUAUGUAUCUUUUAUUAUGAAUAAGAGAUAUAUCCCUAGGUUAAAUUUAUCUUUACAAAACCUUUAUUGUACAGACUAA
Nymphalis io (European peacock) is the source of this 2671-nucleotide messenger RNA. RefSeq names its product lachesin-like. The coding region runs from base 238 to 1530 and encodes 430 amino acids. NCBI's taxonomy places the organism in Eukaryota, Metazoa, Arthropoda, Insecta, Lepidoptera, Nymphalidae. The transcript has 11 exons. The record is from RefSeq and is a predicted model, not a curated record. Gene Ontology annotation, cellular component: neuron projection.